AUGGACAGGAAGCGCUCCAAGAAGUCUGCAGGUCGUCGAUCAAAAGCUCCAUCCUUAACGGAACCUCCAGUCGAACGUCAGCAUAGAUCUUCCAGUGUUUUAUGGCUCAAGCUCAAUUUUACCAUUAAAACAGCUCGGCUCCAGUCGCUCAAGAGACAGAAGUACCAGCAUUUACAAGAAGAAGCUUUACUCAAAGCUCGAGGGUUGUUGAAAAAUUGGGAAGACGGGCCAGUGGUUUUAACUGAGGACUUGUACAGUCGAGCUCGCAGCGAACAUGAAGCUCAAGAACUGCUCAACUACACGCCAGAAGCAUUGGCACUGCGCUUCAGUCUACGCAACCAUCCAGACGUGAUCGAUGCUGUUAAGCAGCUCUGGUCUAUCGAGUUUCCUCGUGACGAUAUGGGUUGUAUCGACCAACAUGGGUACGCGUCAUUGUUCCGACGUAUUGGACGGAGCUUGGAACCUGAUGCAAGUAAACGACGUCUUCGUCGUAUGGAGAAAACCAUUAAAGAAGACUGGAGUCGAGAUAGUAAAGGCGAGUCAGUCAUGAGCUUUGCCAACUUCUUCGAUAGUGUCUUCGAACUCGCUGAUCUCUGGUGUGAGACUAUCGAUGUGGACGAGUAUAUCGCAUUCCUUCGAACGUUGUUACAGAGAGUGAGUGCCAUAAGACGUAACAAACAAGACCCAAACGAUCAAGGCAAGAGAAUAUUACGUUCGCUUAAGCAGAUUAAGGGUAUUGACGAUGAAGUAUCUUCAUCAGAGGAUGACUCGCUUUCAGAGGUAGAAGAUGAUGAAGAGUUAUCGACCGGAAGUGACACGGAUGAUAGCGAAGAGGAGAAUACUCCAAUCUCGUUACCAUCUCCGAAGAUUCCGACCCACUCGAUGUUCAUAGCGACCAAGGCAUUGACAAGUAUGCGUCCCAGAACCUCAAGCAAUACGUCUAUACCUAAAAAUGCUCCAGACGUCGACGAUGUUCCAGACAGACCACGCUCAAGAGAGCGACGGGCGAGUAUUAUUUCGCUUGGUGACUUCGCUGCGUUAGGCCUUCUAGACAUCGGCAAGGAGAGUCCAAAGACCCCUACUGUGCGAGGAUCAAGCGCAAAGUCUAGAGUGUCCUCUGCGAAAGCACCAUCACCAUUGGCCAGUGUACGUGAAAGCAUCAGCACAACUAACAUGGAAGGCGAAGAUGACAAUACUUUGGUGGCCAUGCACCGCAUGCGCUCUGCCCAGCGUACCCCAGUUACCGUCGAAGAUACUACCAGCACUAUUAUCCCAAAUUACUCAGCCCCAACUCAACACAAAGCAAGUUCUCCGCAGCAGAGACAGCGAAAGCCGGGUAAAGUAUCCACAACAGCGCCCGAUACAUUAAAGGCGAGUCUCGGGACUGGUAGCAUCAAUUCUGAUGGGCUCUCAAGUCUUCAAAGUGGCGGUUUAACAAGCUCGGCACCCGUCUUAAAGACGACAACGGGACUGAAGACUGGUGCUACGUUUGCCAGCGUUGAUACUGCUAGUGUUGAUACUGGUGCUCGAAUCUCAAUGCUGUCUUCCUCAUCUAAAGCAAAGCAAAAGGGCGACAAGAAGCCCACUGGAAUCAUGUUUGAUGGCCCCCCGGUAAACAUAAACAACAUGAGACUUGCAUCUCUUGACGUGGCCCCACCUAGCACCCCAGGAACCUCAAAACUUAAUCGUGGAGGUCAAGGCAAAUGGACUAUUCGAACUGAAAGUGAUCAACCGCGUCAACAAGGAGUAAGUGACAACGAAUCCGGUUCUCAAGCUCCACGAGAGUAUAUUACCGGUUUGGGUUUCGACAGUCCAGCUAAGGACAACCUGGUCUCAAAGAAGACAGAGUUACUACCAGUAGACCUGACGACACCAUUCUAUACAUUUGAUGACAGUGUAUCCCCAUCGAAGAGAUUAUUACAGCCACUAGAUGAUAGUGGUGGUGGCAGGAGUGGAGCUUACAGCGGUAGCAAAGGACGUCAACAACGCAAUACUACUGCUGAUGAUAGUACAAGCCAGGGACUUGAUUUAAGUGAUAGCUACAAGACUACGGGGUAUCUGACUGGAAGUUUACAAGCGGAGAUUAUUGCGAGGAACGUACCAAUGCCUCGUAAUGCUGAAGGACGCUCGCUGUCAUUAAACCGGGAAGGUAGGAGACGCAGUUCGAGCAAGCAAAUGCCUAAAAGAAUGCGAAAACAAGCUCCAGAUGACGGAGAUAACGACGGCACAGUGUCUCCAUGGGAUUCAGAAUUCGACAAUGAGCACGACGACCUCGCUAAAGCUCUUCCUCCAGCUGAUAAACUACGAGUAAGUCCAAUUGUGACGAUCCCAGUGGCAUCAAUUCCUAAGACUCAAGAGGACCCAGACCCGGAGUUAUCGACGGAUCCUUUAAUACUUACCGUGUCAUCGUCUAUGGUCCCUCUUGAGCCCCCAUCCUGUGUAUCUGAUCUCACAACAUUGCCGCAUGAGUACCACGAACUGGUACUCGGCAAAGGGCUCAGUAGAUCGGAAAGCGCUCCGAUUCGAACAGCACAAACUCGUACUCCUACGGUACACCCAGUUAACAGAACGUCACGAGGGCCACAGUGGAUGCUAUUGGGAGCUAUUCAACCUUCUUUAACUCUUUUGGAGGACGGCGUUGAGGGUCGGACAGUGGCUACCUCACCACGACCAAAACUUGCAGCACUUACGUCAAAGCGGCCUCGUCGAGAUCGAGAAAUCGACGAGGACGAUGAAACGGGAUUGUGUCCUCGAUUUGCGGAGCAUCUCGAGUCUCAUGGAGAUCGAUCUGCUACUGCCCCACCACGUUUUCGCACAGACAAGCCGAGAUCUCGAUGUACAUGCGAAGAUGGCUGCACUGCGUCUUUGGAUGAAGAAGGUAACUAUCGAUGCUUUAUCCAUGGAAGCAGCAACAACAACUGGCAAGACGAGAACGACGUAGAGAUAGCAGCGAAUGCUCAGGAAGACGUGACGGUGAUUGUAAAUGCCACUCGAGGACUCGUACUACGACCUGGUACAAUGGAUCGGGUAGCUGCCAAGCGAGCAAGGCACAAAGAGAGAGCAACAAGGUCUGAAAUGAUGCGACGACGGUGUCAAUACACGUUCGGCAAGCACGUGGGUUAA
Messenger RNA from Phytophthora nicotianae INRA-310, 3123 nucleotides. RefSeq lists its product as hypothetical. NCBI's taxonomy places the organism in Eukaryota, Oomycota, Peronosporomycetes, Peronosporales, Peronosporaceae. The record is from RefSeq and is a predicted model, not a curated record. The coding region runs from base 1 to 3123 and encodes 1040 amino acids. The transcript has a single exon.